AUGUCUAAAAAAGCACGCGCCGCAGGGAAGUGCCGGGCGACGGACAAGAGGUUGAUGGAGGGCGAGGGCGAGGACAAGGGCGAGGGCGAGGAGGAAGAGGAGCAGCAGCAGCAGCAGCAGCAGGAGGAGGAGGAGGAGGAGGAGGAGGGCGAUGGAUGCGUCGAGGCAAACCGCCAGAGCCAAGGGCAAAGCAAAGGCAGGAGACGGCACCUAUGUACGAGCGAGGUGUACAAGUACAGCUACCAGGUCGCGGGAGAGAGAGGCUCGCAAGGAUGA
This is a messenger RNA of Trichoderma aggressivum f. europaeum, 276 nucleotides long. RefSeq lists its product as uncharacterized. The record is from RefSeq and is a predicted model, not a curated record. The coding region runs from base 1 to 276 and encodes 91 amino acids. NCBI's taxonomy places the organism in Eukaryota, Fungi, Ascomycota, Sordariomycetes, Hypocreales, Hypocreaceae. The transcript is spliced from 3 exons.